AUGCCACUUUACGACGAUCCAGCAGCUGCAGCACAAUAUGCACAAUACGCUACUGAUUCAGCUCUUGCCCAAACUAAUGGCGUAGAAACUGCAGCUGAAGACACAACGGAACCAACUUCUCAGAAAUCAGAAUUAGAACGCUAUUGGGAAAUCGUCAAGGCUAAUCCAGAUGACUUUGUAUCAUGGGAAUAUUUAAUUAGGAUUGCCGAAAGUGCAGAGGAUGGUUUAACACCAAAAUCGCCGGCAGAGAAUAUAACUAAUAUGCGUGAAGUAUUUGAUCAAUUCUUGGCCAAAUUUCCUUUAUGUUUUGGCUAUUGGAAGAAAUAUGCAGAUUUUGAAUUCACCAUACAGGGUCCAACUGAGGCUGAAAAGAUUUAUGAACGUGGUGUCGCUGCUAUAGCAAAUUCAGUUGACCUUUGGACACAAUAUUGUGCAUUUAGAAUCGAGCAUUAUCCUGAUGAUUUAGAGGCUAUAAGAGGAGAUAUCUCAGCUACAAUCCAGUCAGGAUGGCACAAUAAUAUGAAUGAAGGAAUCGCAAGGGCAUUAGAAUUUGCCGGUUUAUUCGAACGUGGUGCUGCUUACGUAGGACUUGAUUUCCUUUCCCAUUUAUUUUGGGAUAAAUAUAUUGAAUUUGAGAAAUCAAUGCAAGAUUAUGUUCGCGUUAUGAAAAUACUAGAUAGGAUCAUUCGUAUUCCUAUUCACCAGUAUACUAGAUUUUUUGAAGAUUUUAAUAAUUUGCUCAGCACACGACCAAUCACUGAAUUAUUGUCCCCUGAACAAUAUAAAGAAUAUGAAGAAGAAGUAAAGGCAGCUCCUCUACCCCCAACUGAAGAAACAGAAGGCGAACAACAAUCACCACCUACAGAAAAGACAGAAGAUCAAAUUCAAAAUGAUAUUCGAACACGUGUUUAUAAUCUUUGUGUGGAUAAUUAUACCAGAACACAUAUUGAAGUUAACAAACGUUGGGUAUUUGAACAAGAGAUUAAAAGACCUUACUUUCAUGUAAAGGAAAUGGAUGUUCCUCAGUUAACUAAUUGGAGAAGGUACCUUGACUUUGAAGAAAGUGAGG
Molecule: messenger RNA, 1069 nt
Organism: Funneliformis caledonium
Lineage: Eukaryota; Fungi; Glomeromycota; Glomeromycetes; Glomerales; Glomeraceae
Source: the annotation of a GenBank genome assembly